Messenger RNA from Lucilia cuprina (Australian sheep blowfly), 1691 nucleotides. RefSeq names its product SPRY domain-containing SOCS box protein 3. Gene Ontology annotation, biological process: proteasome-mediated ubiquitin-dependent protein catabolic process. NCBI's taxonomy places the organism in Eukaryota, Metazoa, Arthropoda, Insecta, Diptera, Calliphoridae. The transcript has 3 exons. The record is from RefSeq and is a predicted model, not a curated record. Gene Ontology annotation, cellular component: SCF ubiquitin ligase complex. Gene Ontology annotation, molecular function: protein binding. The coding region runs from base 393 to 1466 and encodes 357 amino acids.
GUUAUACACAACCAGUGGUAUCACUCAAGUCUUGGACAGCUAACGUAGCGCAUGUAUUUUCUUUAAAAUAUAUAAACGGGUUCGGGUCCUCGUGUUAAAUAAAAAAAUAAAAACAAAGAAGAUUUUUUAAAAAGAAAUUAAAAAAAAGAAAAUAAAUUAUAACAAAAGUUAUAAUUUAAUUAAUAAUAAACAAUUUUAUUAUCUUUAAGAGAAAAUAAACAGCCUUCAAAACGGGUCAAUUACUAAGUUUAUUAACCCAUUCUGUAGCAUUUACCUUUUAUGUACCACGUACAAAAAGGCCACUACUAUCAAACUGGAAAAUUCCUGGCCAACAAACAGCAAAUUGGCUAAUACAGCAGCAGCAACAACAACACCUACACAAGCGACAAAACAUGCCUCAUAAUAAUCAUAAUGAUGAUGAGAUUUUAAUUGCUCAUCCUUGUUAUCGUGCCAAUGGCUACUCUCGCUUAUCUUCCAUCUGUCCUGCCUAUUGUGAUUGUGAAUUUCCCAAGACAACGGCUGUGGCCGGUUAUAAAGGUCAUAUACCAGAUAUGAUUAAAUGUCGUUGUGGUGAAGAUGAUCCUGCCACACAUACGAUACACUGGAAUUGGCAUGAGUGUUCGGAAUCGGAUACAAUUAUUAAAGGACAAGAUGUUACAUUCCAUCCCACCUAUUCACAGGGUACGGCGGUUGUAAGAGGAGAUCAACCGCUAGCAGCUGGUAUGUUGCAUUUCUGGGAAAUGCGUAUACUGACAGCACUGUCGGGUACAGAUGUGAUGUUUGGCAUUGGUACCGAUAAAUUCGAUCUUACACAAUUUAAAUUCCAUUUUGUGUCUGCCUUGGGUACCAACUCCCAGUCAUGGGGUUUCUCUUAUGAGGGGAAAAUUCGUCAUAAUGGUGUGCAUUUAAAAUAUGGACAGAAAUUCUCUCAGGGCUGUAUAGUGGGAGUAUUACUCGAUCGUAUGCGUGGCCAAUUAGAAUUCUUUCUUAAUCGUCGCUCUUUGGGUGUAGCCUAUUGCAACAUUCCUAAUGAUCCCCAACUAAAACUCUAUCCCAUGGUUUGUUCCACAGCCGCCAAAUCCUGUAUUCGACUAAUGAAUGCCACCUCUCAAGUGGAAUGUUUACAAUUGAGAGCUUUUAGAGCUUUAGUGAAACAACCUAAGGCCUUGGAAGAACUAAGACAACUGCCAGGAUUGAAAACUAUUUUAAGGAACUAUUGGUUUUUAGCUCCUCCCGUAAGAUACUCACGAGAAAGUAAAUCUAAUGAAUACGAUAUGUUAGAUGAAGCAGUUUUAUCUUCGAAAACUCGUUUAAGUCGAAAACAUAAAUAUAAAGAUGAUGACUUUGCCGAUAUUAAUGAUCUCUAUACAAAUGCCCAUAAGAUAGCUGUACAUCAUCAGCAUGACAGUGAAGAUGAAUUGGUUUUAAGUGAAUAUUUUGAUGAAUAUUUUAAUUAUUUGUUUUGAACAACUCACUCGCAAUCUCUUUUCCUUAAUUCUACUUUUAAUUAUUAAUACUUUUCAUUAAUUACUUAUGAUGAAUUUCUUUUAAAUGUGUUCAUUUUUUCCUUGUUUAACUUUGUUUCUCUAACAUCUUAAAUAUCCUUAGAAAUAUCCCAAUUUAGUUGUAAAAUUUUUAUUUUCAAGAAAAAGUUAUUAAAAAUAAUUGUUAAUUUAACACUCAUUGUUGUA